Molecule: messenger RNA, 2396 nt
Organism: Cladocopium goreaui
Lineage: Eukaryota; Dinophyceae; Suessiales; Symbiodiniaceae
Source: the annotation of a GenBank genome assembly
GAGUGUCUUUCCUUUACGCUUGGUACCGCUGCCUGACCGACGGCAAGAAUCAGCAGAGCCAGAAAUCUUUUCAGAAGGGGGCAAGGGCAUUUCGAGUGAGAUUCCGCUACCUUCCAUCUUGGGAAGAUUAUGAGCUUGCCAAGUGGAAAGCUGCCGACCAUGCGAUGGACGUCGCAGAGUCCCAGGUGCUGAUGGGAUUGAAAAAAACGAAGGCAGUGUAUGAUGUGCAGAUUGCCCUGAAGAGCCAAGGAUUUUCGGCAUCACAAGAAGAUCUUAGCAAGUGGUUUUCGAAAGGCGGCGUGAAAGCAAUGUCGCCGAAGGCUAUCGGGACAAUGCUCAAGAUUUGGUCUCGGUUUUCCCAGGCAGGCCAGGCUGCCGUGAGGGCCGUUGAGAUCUUGGAUUCCCAAUUUGGGUCGCGGCACUGCAUGGCAUGGACCACCAAUCUGGAUUUCAUCUGCCAGCGCACCAGCUGCCGAAAGACCAGUUCCAUCCAGAACGCCUUGCUGGUCUGGUGCCUUGAGUGCUUGCUGGAAGAUGUUGGGUGCAAACGCUUCCCUCCAGACCUGAACCAGCCAUCCUUGAAGAUCGUCGUGAGCCGGUACCUCCUGAAGAAGCGAGUCUUGACUUACAUCGCGAGGAAGUUUCCUGCUUUGGACGAAGCAGGCAGAUCCUACGACACCAGAUUUCACCCAAGCAAGGUUUUGGACAACAUGUUCUCCACUGUAGCAGCUUGGAAAGAGUCUGGCUUGAGCAGCACUUUGCCCACAAACCUCAGUUGGCUGCAGCUCUUGCCUGAAUACCAGCAGCAGCUCCUUCAAUUUGGUACGCAGUUGCUUCGGGGCUCUCCAGAUCUGGACAGAGUCAUGGAUGCCGCACUUGACCGCGACGCGCUAGUUGCAGCGGAGGUCUUCUUGAUGGGAGCCGAUUUCCAGAAGCUUGGUAUCUAUCACCAUGAUGAGUUCUUGGAAGCAGCUGCUGCAGCCAAGCGUGGCCCAGAAGCACCUGAGCCGGCUCAGGAGCAAGUUGCUGCAGCAGAAGAACCCGUGCAGGUGGCAAGUGCAGCUGAGGAGGUUGCAGAGGAACCUUCUCUUCAAACUGCGGAAGCCGAGGAGGAUACCAAGCCAGAUGCCAUGGUUGUUGAAUUAGAAGGUGAGCCUGACAAGUUGGAUAGGCUUGCGUCUUUUCCUACCUUGCGGGAAAGCAUGCCAGACACGUUCCAAGACAUCCUGUACAAGAACAAAUGUGACGUCGCUUUUGCACAGGUUGCCCCAGCUUCUUCAGAGUGGAGAAACUACACCUUCCCUGCGGGCCCCAAGCUUUUCCGCAUGGAUUUGAAAACGCGACGGAGCGAGCCGGAUGCGAAGACACCCUACAAGAAGGUGCCCCAGACAUGCAAGACAGAGCAGAGGAACAUCUUGCAAGCUUUGCUUGGCGAUCCUGCCAUCACAGGAGACCAGCAGUUUGGCAUGAGUGCCGAAGACAUGCUGGUCUACCAUGAUGGCCGCAAUCUUCGCAACGGAAUGCAGUUCAUGAAGGAUGUGGCAAAACCUUUAGCUCUGCGGAAGGUGAUGUGGCCAGCCAGGAAAGUCGCCCAGGUCAGACUCCUUUACCACAAUGAUGAGUUUGAGACCGGUUUUGCCCGCCCCGCUCGCAGAGUCGAAAGCAGCGUGAUUUCAACCUCAAGUGCUUCCAGCCCUGAGCCGUUGGAAACCAUCUACAUCCUGAAGCCCAAAGAUGUGACGGUGCCUCUCCGUGCACGUGUUCAUGUAGAUCUAGCAGGGAGAAACCGCGACCGUGGAUGGGCCAAGAAUGGUCUCAAGAAUGCAGAGGAGAGGCUGCUCACUGCUUUGCCCACCCACAUCUUGGAGAAAAUGUUUACAGGCCAAGCUCGCGGAGAUGGCCUAGAAGAUGAAGUGCUGGAUUUGGAGCCUGAACAGGAGGCAGAAGAGACGGAUGGAGAGGAGGGCAACGAUUCGACAAAGCAUAGCUUGCUGUUUCCAUGGGAAGCCGAGGAGAAGCAGGUGUUGGAAAUCUACAAUUGCUACAGCGUCAGCCAGCAGGUCACCAUCGUGGACAUUUAUGGUGGCGCAAUGGCAGCUAUUGCUGCUUGUCGUGAGAAAAGGAAUUACCUGGGAUUUGUUCCAAACACCUUCUCCCAGACCGUCCUUCAUGAGAUGGUUCUCCUGCGAGUGCUGAUUGACAUGGUCCUUGGCAGCAUCGUGACCAAGCGGCGCCAUUUGACGAGGGCCCACAGCCUGGGAGGGGAGCCCGAUGUGCAUUUUGCAGCCCACCAGCAGCCUUCCGAACCGAAUGGCCCACCAUCGCCAGGUUCAGGUGCUCCACCACCUGCAGAUCAGGGUGAAAGUGAUGACAGCAGCGUAGCCAGUGACUCGUAA